Marmota monax (woodchuck) is the source of this 1487-nucleotide messenger RNA. Its product is annotated as T-cell surface glycoprotein CD1b. The record is from RefSeq and is a predicted model, not a curated record. Gene Ontology annotation, biological process: immune response; antigen processing and presentation, exogenous lipid antigen via MHC class Ib; antigen processing and presentation, endogenous lipid antigen via MHC class Ib. NCBI's taxonomy places the organism in Eukaryota, Metazoa, Chordata, Mammalia, Rodentia, Sciuridae. Gene Ontology annotation, cellular component: external side of plasma membrane. Bases 46 to 1089 code for a protein of 347 amino acids. The transcript has 6 exons. Gene Ontology annotation, molecular function: exogenous lipid antigen binding; lipopeptide binding; endogenous lipid antigen binding.
AAGAGAGGAAGUCACUACUGAGUGCUGAGAAAAAGGGUUGCUGACAUGAGAGAUCAAACACCAGCUGGGAGUCAGAGGUCCUCUGGCAGAGAAAUUCUGCUCCUGCUACUUCUACUGCUAGCAGUUCUCUUCUCAGGUGGUGACAAUCAGGAAGCCUACCAAGGGCCGACCUCAUUCCAUGUCAUGCAAAUCUCAUCCUUUGCCAACAGCACCUGGACCCUGAAUCGUGGCUCAGGCUGGUUGGAAGAUCUGCAGAUUCAUGGCUGGGAUAGUGACACAGGCACUGCUAUAUUCCUGAAGCCCUGGUCUAAGGGCAACCUCAGUGAUGAGGAGGUCACAGAGCUGGAGGAGAUCUUCCGAGUCUACUUCUUUGGAAUUACCAGGGAAGUGCAGGAACGAAUCAGUGACCUCCAGUUGGAGUAUCCUUUUGAAUUCCAGGGCAUAGCAGGCUGUGAGCUACAGUCUGGGGGAGCUAUCGGGAGUUUCUUGAAGGGGGCUAUAAAAGGACUGGAUUUACUGAGCAUCAAUACUACCUGUUGGCCUGCCCCAAGCGGUGGCAGCAGGGCACAGAAAGUCUGUGAAUUAAUCGCAAAUUACAAAGGCAUCUUUGACACAAUAGAGCACCUGCUCUAUAAAACCUGUCCCCGGUUUCUCUUGAGCGUCCUGGAGGCAGGGAAGGUGGACCUCCAGAGACAAGUGAAGCCCAAGGCCUGGCUGUCCAGUGGCCCCAGUCCUGAACCUGGCCAUGUGCUGCUGGUGUGCCAUGUGUCUGGCUUCUACCCAAAGCCCGUGUGGGUGAUGUGGAUGCGAGGUGAGCAGGAACAGCAGGGCACUCAGCAAGGUGACUUCCUGCCCAACGCAGAUGGGACCUGGAACCUCCGAGCAACCCUGGAUGUGGCAGCUGGGGAGGCGGCUGGCCUGGCCUGCAGGGUGAAGCACAGCAGCCUAGGGGGACAGGACCUCGUCCUCUACUGGGGACGCUCCAUCCCCAUUGGCCUGGUCAUUCUGGCAAUUAUAGUGCCCACGCUGAUCUUCCUGCUGGGCCUUGCGUUAUGGUUCUGGAGACGCAGGUCAUAUCAGGACAUCUAGGGAAGACUUACGAUGUCAUCUCCCAUCUGUGAUAAAUACAUAAAGCCCAGAAAUUUCAGAUGUCAGCCCAACCUCAAUCUCAUUAUAUUUCAUGAGAUAAUCAUUGUUUUCAUUAUAUCUGAGUUCUAAUAGUUUGCAAGAAAAUAUCACUAUUUGGAUAUCAUCUGAAAAAUAAUGAGAACUGUACAUUUACUUUGAGAUUGUAUCAGAAAUAGAAACUAUCCAUAUUUCAUCAUUUAUUAGGUAUAUAUUCUGCCUUGUUGAAUUGACAGUUCUGUCAAGUUAAUUUUGUGACUUACAUGUAAUGAUUUUCAAAUGAUGAAACAAAAUUUUGUUUCUGUAACUUACCUUUUUUUGUGAAAUCUCUGCAAGUGUGUUGAAUACAUUCUGUAAAAAUA